CAUUUUUAAGCACAGGGAUGCUGAUACAUAAGACACUUCAGGCACUUUAAUUGGAGCAGCUCUCAGAGAUGCUCCAAUUAAAGUGCCUCCCCUCUCCAGGAGCACAUGUAUAAUUGCCCUAUGGUAGGAACUAGUUAACCAAAGGAAUCCCCAAAGUUGCCACUUCACACCCUCACCUGCAACUUGCAGGAGCAAUAUCCAAAACGCCUAUAAUCAGGAUGUCAAACUUGCCUUGUGCUCCGGGCAGGAUCCAAACCAUAGCGCUCUCUUUGGGCCAGAUCCAGCCCAGGGCAUACAGCAGCAGUCCAUCUCCAGCAUGUUGCAUAUGGUGGCUCUAGCAUGGGAUGGUGGCAGGUUUGGCAGCCAAAGAGGUAGGGCUGCUGUGGUGGUAACAGGCAAAACAGAUGGAGGGUGACACGGGCUAACCUGUAAAGACUGGUAUUGUCCUCGCUUUUCCUUCUGCAGCUGAUUGCCAUGUCCAUCAGGGCCAGGAGUCCCCAGAUUCUCCAGUAAGGGUGCACUCUCUGGCCAUGACCCCCAAAUUCCAGAGGCCCAGUGGGCUGGAUCUGGCCCACAGACCAUAUAUAUUUGUCACCUCUGCCUAGAACAUACAGGUUAAAGAAGGGAAGAUGAGGGCACUACCAGUAUCCUGCCACUACAGUGAUAGGAAAGGAGUUAAUGGUUGUUCAGAAGAUCUAGAUAAAGGGCUUUACCCCUCACAACAGGAAGGCUAGGGUUGCCAGCUCUGUUUGAAUCUGUUCCAGGAGGUUUCUGUAACGCCAACACAACACAAAUGUGUCCAUGUGCUUGCAUAUAUCAGUUAUGGAUUACGGUGUGUAGACUUUACAUAAGGAAGGCAAAUGCACAUAUUUAAUAUUUUAUAAUAUUAAAUCUGUUAAUCCCCCAGGUGACCCAGUAAAAUCCUGAGGGAUUAACAGAUGCCUUGCAUGCUACAAGAGCUACUUUUAUGCCCCAGUCUGGAGGACUGCAUAUAUAUAACUCCCCAUCAUGCCCACUGAUUGAUAUAUCCAGACUCCUUGUCCUAUCAAAUUUCCCUCCCAUGAGCUAUGCAGUUCAGUCAAAGGAGAUGUGGCUUUCUUGUCCUCACCACUUUGCUUGGUGCAAAACUGUUCUUUUUCUAUUUUUUCGUUAGAAGCUGCAGACAGCUGUGCAAUUGUCUGAUAAAAAACCUGGACAACCUUCUGAUGUUUACAGUUUAGUACCUUGUGGAGAAGUGGUUGGUUGCUUAGCUGUUUGUGUGAAGUUAUGCAAACAUUUUACAUCAAAAUUUGACGUACAGCAAAACACAAACUUGCUUCUGCGCAUUACUGUUAAUGGAAUCAUGAAAUGCACAAAUCCACAAAUUCUCAAAGUGCACCAGAGGAGCUACUUAAGGGAUGUUACAGUUAAUUUUGGAGAUGUGAAAUAUUUCUCUAUACAGGUUCCAAGGCAGCGACAGGAUAUGCAAAAUAAGAUUAUUUUAGAAUUAGUAGAAUUUCAGAGUCCAAAAGAAUUUCCAAAACUGCUGGGGUAUGCAACAGUGCACCUUUAUGAAGUUAUUCAGAGAAGCCAUUUCACUGAAACAUUGGCCAUGAGGAGUAGAAACAUAGUGGUCUGCACUUUGGAAGUGGAGUUUACAUUCUGCUAUGGAAGUUUUGGAUAUGGUUACUCACACCAGUUGAAACAGCCUGAACCAGAACUUCAGAAGACUAUUAAACGUUCCAUGUUUCUCCGGAUUCCACCACUGAAAGACAGAAGGGAUUGUCAAAGUAGUGUCAUCACAGCACAGUUCCUGGGAUAUCCAGCAUUCUCAUCUCCAGAUCAGUGUGUGGCAGACGGAACUGUUGAGAGAGAAAUUUCUUCACCUGGUGUAUCCUCAAAGGGCUUAGGCAUACUUCAGAAUGGUCUGAAAAAGAUUCCACCUCGAAACAGACUGGAAAAAAUGAAAAAUGAAUAUCGGACACUAAAAACCUGGGACAAAAAAGCUGAGUAUUUAGAUGAACUCAUCAUGAAAAAGGGACCUAAAAUGACCACAGGACAGCAUAUGGCAUUUCACUUCAAGGAAAUGGAUGAAAAGAGGCAAAAAACUUCUGGGGAAAGAAGCAGAAGCUUUUCUGCAUUAUCUGUUGAUUCAGAGUUACAGGGAGAGGAUCUGUUUAAAACAGAGACUAAAUUGAAAGAUUAUUCAAAUCUGUCCCUCAGAAUUUCGGAGCAAGUACUGAAAACUACAGAAAAAAUGCAUCAUGGCGGUUCCUCAGAAUAUGCAGAAUCUGACCAAAAACUUCAUCCUCUUCCUGCAGUGGUUAUAACAUCCACAUCAACUGUUUCUCAAAAAUCAUUAAUUAGGAACCCAGAAGAAAAUUGGGAAAGGACAUCUUCAGUUCGUUUCAAACCCAUGGACUCAGAAUAUGUUAUUGCUGUAGUUCCAGAUUGGGAAAUAGAAUUGGGAAGAAAACCUAACACAGAAAAACUAAGUGUUCUGGAACCAACUAAAGCUGACCUUAUACAUUUAGAAGAUUAUCCAGUAAUACAUUCUCAGGAGUUUGCCUCUGGUAUUUCAGAGAGAGCACGUACCAGUCCUCAGGUUUCAGUGACUUCUGAAAGUGUACCAGUGAUCAUCCUAAGUGACCCAUCAGGUAAAACUGUCAAAAAGUUGCAGCAGUUUCCUCUUAAAGAGAUUGAAUACCGGCAACCUGUUCUUAGUGGGGACAAAUUUGAACCUUUUUUGAGACAUAUAGGUAGAACACAAUCAACUGUAUAUGAAAGGAAAGAAGCUGGGCUGGAAGCACCUAUUUUCAGUGUUCUGGAAAACAAACUUCUGUGUGCAGAUGUCAAAGAGGAAGAAGACCAGGAUCCACCUAUUGGAACACCUUCAACAAAAGUAACAAGUAGUUCAGAUAUUGAGUUAAGCAAGAGUUGUCAGCGCCUUUCCAUAUUACGACUUAUAGAAUCAAAUAUGAAAUUAGAAGAGGAGCAGCAGGAUCUUUCUUUAUUAAAUGUUAAAGAACCAUUAUUGUUGACUAUAAAUACAAAUUUACCUGAAAAAUGGCAAGAGAAGAGACUUUCAGAAACAGAAAUAAUGCAUCCAAACAUAUUUUUAAACAAUGCUCUUGAAGACUUUCUUGUAGACAGACUUAUAAAUAUAAUAACACUAAAAUCUGUAUUAAGCAGUAGUCUUGGCGAGAUGAUUUCAGAGAGACUUUCAGAAAUAGUGGUAGACACAAAGACAUUGGAGGAAGAGUACCAGAAUCUACAACGUUUUGUAGAUGGAUCGCCAGUUGUUUUGGAGAGAGAUUUAUUUGGAAAGGGACAGAAUUAUUACAGGCUUUCUGAACCAGAAACAAUACAUUUAAAAGCAGUUUUAAGUCAGAACUUGCAGGAUCGUCUCAUAGAGAGAUUUUCUGAAACAGGAAUAAUCACAGACUUGGAGUUAGGGAAGCAGCACCAGAACCUGCCAUUGCAAGGAAUAAAAGAUAUGGUUGGGGACAUAGAUUUAGAUGAAAAAAUACAUAAUUAUGAGAAGACAGCCUCAGAACCUGAAAUAGUAGAUCUUAAACCUGUUUUAAAACAAAAUCUACAAGAUUUUGCCAGAGAGAGGCUUUUAGAAUUGGGCUUAAUGCUAAGCAAUGAUGCGAGACAACCAAAAUCUGAGGCAGAGUCAUCUGAGAAAAGCAAAGAUCAGUCUGGAAAACAGUAUUCAGAAACAGACAUAAGAAUAAUAAAAUCUUUAAGUAAGAACCUACAGGAUCUUCCGGAUGAGAGAUUUUUAGAAUCAGGAUUAAUAAAAGUCACUGAAUUAGAGCAUGAAUGCCCAAAUUUGACUUCUCAGUUUUUUAGAGACAGACAAUCAAUCGAUGAGAAAGGGACAAAAUCUUUUAAGAAGAAGUCUUCCAAAACAGAAAAAGUAAAAAUAGAAUCUGCUCUAAGUCAGAAUCUACAAGACUAUAUGUCAGAAAGUUGCUCAGAAAGAGGGAUGAACACAGAAAUUAAGUUAGGAAAAGAGCAACAGAAUGGGUCAUUGCAGAUAAUCAAAGUAAAAUUGCCAGUGGAUUUGGAGACAGAGGUACCUAGGAGAGAGGAAGAUCAUCACAAGCAAAGGCUUACAAAACCAGAAAUAAAUUUAAAAUCUGCUUCAGACAAAACUCUCCAAGAUACUUUCAUAGAAAAACUUUUGGAAACAGAAAUAAUGAGUCUAAAGACUUUUUUAAAUCAAUGCCUCCAGGAGAAGCUCUCUGAGACAAGAUUAGUUACAGAAGAGAAGUUAGAAAAUGUACAACAGAACCAUUCUUCGCAGCACAUUGCAGAAAGACAACCUAGAAUAACAGAAACAGAUUUACCUGAUAUAGGACAAGUUCAUCCUAGUGAAAGUCUUACUAAACAACAUAUAAUAAAAGGAAGACCUAUUUUAAAUGGAAAUAUACAAGACUUCCUACUAGAGGCACUCUCACAAAGGGAAAUCAUGAAUCUAAAGUCAAUUUUAAGCAAAAAGAUCCAAAAUCAUCUUAUAGAAAGAUUCUCGGAAAUAGGGGUAAUCACAGAGGAAGAGUUAAAAAAGAUAUACCAGAGUUUGUUUGUGUUGAGAGCCAAUGAAAGACUGUCAAAUGCUAUGGAGGUAAAUUUACCCAAGGAAGAGCAAAGUCUAAGAACAAAAUCCCUCUUAACCAAAAACCUUCAAGAUAGACUUUCAGAAACACAGCUUGUAGAACUGAAAUCUCUCUUAAACAAGAUUAUGAAAGAAGGUUGUAAAGACAGACUUUCUGAAACAGAAGUAAAAAGUCUGAAAUCUGUUUUAAGCACCAGCUUUCAAGACCUUCCUGUAGAAAAUAUUUCAGUGGAAUUAGAAAGCACAUGCCAGAAUACAUCUUUGAAAAAUGGUGAAGGGAAACCACUUACAGUAACUGAUAAAAAUAUAUUUGAGAGCAGGCAAGAUCAUGCUGCAGAGAAUCUUGAUAAAAUGUCCAUAAUAAAUGAAAAGCCCAUUUUAAGAAAAGAGAAGUGUAAACUUCCUGUAGAUAAUAUUUCAGAACAGGUGUGUGCAGUGGUUAAUCUAAACAAAGAAACCCAAACCAAUAGUUUGAGAACCCUUCCUCAAAAAGGAAAAAAUUAUUUUGAAAGAGAGACUCAAGUUUUGCAAAGUUGUCUCAGUAAUACAGAGAAAACAUAUUCAAAAAUGGAUUUGGAAAAAGCAUUAAAACCAAAGCACUCUGAUGACUCUUUGAGAGGAACACCUGAAACAGUUGCCCUGACUUCCUUUUUAAGUUCUCAUGAUACUGAAGUCCAAACAGAGCUUAAGGAAUAUCUCUCCAAGUCAAUGCUCUCCUUUCCCGCAAGUCCUCCAACAUUUAUCUUUUUACGUUCAGACUCUGACGGAGAAGCAAAAGCAUCAAACAAGUCUUGUGGAAAAGCAAAAGGCAAAAAAAAACAUAUUAAUAAAGUUUCUAGAAAGUGUACUGUGCCAUAUCAAGGACAAGUAGUAAUGGGUACGCAAUUUAAGGAGGAGAAACAAACUGAUUUGCAUAAGUCUAAAGAAGGCUUAAAGGGAAAACAUAAAAAACAUCCUGAAGCAGGUUCUCAAAUACUGGGUGUUUCAGGAUCCAAGAAAGACUCAAAAUGUUCUAUGUUCUCCUAUACUUUAAAUAAAGAAAACUCAAAACAGAAAUCAGAGCAAGAAAAAAGGCAUGAAAGUAGAUCAAAGAAAUUGCUUAGCAAGUCUAUUAAGGUACCAUCAGCCACUAUGUCUGAACAACAGCUCAAGCGCUCUGCAAACGUGGUUCAAGAAGAAUCAUCUCCGAGUUCCUUUCCAAGAUCUUGGCAUGCAAAGAGAAACAUAUCUCAUUAUACAGAUAGAGAAGAUAUAGACGUGGAACUAUUUAAGCAUCUUGAAAAAGCUGUAAAAAGGGCACUGCGUGAUUUAGGAAAGGCUCCAGAAGACAGCACAUGCCAGCCAUUACAUUCUGUAAGACCACAUACUGCUCCAGAUAUUUGUAAUCCAACUGAAGAGACAUCUAAAGCACAGCCUGCUCGCUCUAGCGCAUCUUCUUUAGAUUCCUUUGUUGAUGAAGAUACAGGACAUACCACCAGCUCAGAAUCUGAAAACUUGGACAGUCCAGUGGAGCAGGUAGAAAUAACUCCUGAAAAGUGGGAAGUUGUUUGUAAAAUUCUUCAAAAAAUAUUACAGCAAAACUGGAAACCUAAGAAGGAUAGUUAAGCAAGUCAACACACUUCAUGCAGACAGUUGAUAUGGCUAAAACAAGCCUUAUUUUUAAGUCUUGCUCAGGGGCAAUAUUUCAUCUGCCUGUUUUUUCAGUGAUAAAUAAACACAUGUUCUUCCUGCAAA
Molecule: messenger RNA, 6337 nt
Organism: Alligator mississippiensis (American alligator)
Lineage: Eukaryota; Metazoa; Chordata; Crocodylia; Alligatoridae
Gene: CATSPERT
Product: C2 calcium dependent domain containing 6
Exons: 16
Coding region: 1343-6208 (1621 amino acids)
Source: RefSeq, a predicted model, not a curated record